GGAGUAUCAAUCCAACGAGAUAUAAUAUUUAUCGUGCCAAUGUCUGCCGUUUAAAGAAACUUCUGGUGAUUGUGAAGAGACGAUGAAUUUCUCAGGGCUACUUCUAAUUACAUUCGCCUUUGUAAACCUUGUUCUUACGGCUUCAUCUUCUCUCAACUUCUACAUAAAUCGUACGGAGUCAAAGAGAAUUCUCGGUGGGUUGCCGCGGUGGUCGAGCGAUCGAUAACAACGAAAUUCUCAGAGUCAUGCAAUUCAUGCAGAAUCCAACCGAAAUCUCUCUGUUGUUCUUAUCUUGGGCAGGUAUUGAGGGUGAUAUAUACUACAUACGAGAUGGCGAAGUAAAAAUCAAUGCAGUCAACUUCAUUAUGACCGUCCCUUCGCGAGUAGACUGCUUGCGAUUUAUAUGGUACUCUACUGGAUUUCCUUUAAAUUCUGCGGUAAGUUUUUAAUUUGUGCCAUUGUUUUGAAAUUGUUCGUUAAAAGGUAGAUCUGUUAAAAGUUUUCCGAAGUCUCUAAAACUAGCCACGUGAAGCCUACUGUUUUCCGCGAUUAUUUCUGCUGCAGAUGACACACACUCCUUCGCGCGACCACAUUAAGUAAAGUUUUUUUUUUCCCUUACACGUUCUUUUCCGUGGCUUGAAGGACCAUCAUUGAACCUCUUGAGUGUAGCUUUUGAGUUUUAUUGAAUAUUAAUUGAAACAAUUCUUUUUUUUCCGCUUUUUUCCUGGUUGUAAAUCUAGCCGCUAGUAACUGCAUGUUAUGAUUUUUGUUACGCUGCCCUAGAAUUACUUUUGUCCUUUGCGCACAACUCAAUGAUAACCCUUCAUCUCUUUUUCAGAGGUACUCCUACGUUUUAAAAUUAGCAUCGUUUACUCCUGAUCUCCUGAUGAAGCCCUCAGUAAACAUCAAAGGGGAUGGAAAAAUCCCAGAAACUAAGAAAGGUUAGUUUUGAAUCAUUGAUCAAUCGUCCUUAAAACGUCGCAGACACUUCGAUAAAACUCGCGGCACACAAAUAUAUCAAUGUACAGUCGGCAUACUUAAGAUGUUCUAUAAAGGCUGACAUUUGUUCAGAAAUGCAUGAGUUUUUAAGCGAAAGAAUGCUACUAAUUCUCUGAAGUAUAAAGUUUCCUCGACGUGUAGUGCUUUCAGCGAUAAGGCACGCGGCUAGGAAAUAACUUAUAACCAAUUAAUUACUAACACAAAAGAUGAAAACGUAAUUUCACCUAACUUUGAACAAAAACAACAGUUGAGCAUGUUUGAUCAAUCUCUUGAACGACCCUCGUCACUUUUAAAUGGUAAACUAUGCCUUCUCCUGGCAUGUUGACAAGUUCGGUGUUUCAGAAUCUCUAAAUGAUUUUCAUCGGCGAAACAUUCGCGAGAUUACAUAGCGUAAUACGAGACAUUUUAAGAACUCUGAGCUCAUCUCUUAUCCUUCAAAAUUUUUCCCCCGAAGUGCACUUUUAUUAUUCGAUGCUUUACUUGAGAGCUUUUUCAGAUGUUUCAGUUUGCUUCAGAAAGAUGAACUAAAACGUAGAAAGCAUAAAAUUCUUGUAUGAUGUCGCGUUUGAUCGCAUGUCACUGAAUGAGUGAAGCGAAGUGCUAUUUGUUUAAACGUGUUGGUUUGUGAGAUUUAAAAGAUAGGACCGGGAGGCAACUCACACAUUGCCAUUUAAAUUUUCAUUAGUUUGACACCCACGAAAACGAAUGGGAAUAUUAGAAACUAAUGGAAAUCAUGCCGAGUAAAGCACACCUUUCUAAAUAUUUUUAUUUAUGUCUUCUGAUUUGGCCUUAUAGGGUAUUAAGAUUCCUUUGUAAUCAGUCCUGUAAUUAAAUAGAUAUUCUGCCUCAAAUGAUGAAAUGAUUUUUAUACGAUUGAAGCUUCAUAACUUGCAAAUUUUAAUCCACAAGAGAUAUCGCUUUUGUAAAUUUUGUAAAUAAAAUUGAUCAGGCAAUUUACACUUUCCUCUUUGAUGUGCCUCUUUAAUUGAACUCCUACAGUUCCUUACAGAAAUGUAUGGAUAUGGUUUCUCAAUUGAUAUUUGGGGCUUAAAUGGAUUAAACUGAGCCAAGUAAAGCCAAAAUAUGGAUAGUUAUCAUGCAGAUUGUUGUUUGCUAAACUGGAGAAAGUUUAAAUAGUUUCUCUGUCUUUUAGUUGGGACAAUUUUUUUUACCUUUCUUUUGUAUUCUUAAUUUGGGAACACUCACAGUCUUAAAUUGAUUAUUAUGAUAAAAAAUUCUUGAUUCAAAGUGGUGCAAUCUCAUGAUGAGAAUUUUCUAGGCAACCCUAUAAUUAUACUUGAACAAGUAAGAAUAUAUUAAAUUAUGUCUUGAAGGCACUAGUUAAUUGCUGUAUAUUGAUCUGGUUUGUUAGUCAAGAAUGAAAGCAGAGCUCUCAAGUCUCACACAUGGAGCAUGAGACUCAUACAACAAAUUCAGUCUUAAGCUCUCACACCAAAGCCAAUUUUUCUCAUACAUUAAAGGUUUCUGAAUUAAACUGUUGAUUUUAAGUUAGAAAAUUUUAUUGCUGCUUUAUUGAAAUUCCCUUUAAAAAUUUAUUAUCCUUUUAACUAUAGUGUACUCCUUAUUCCCCAUGUGCUUGCUUGAAGUACUUUCCAGCUGUGGAAAUUCUUGCUCAGAAUAAAGGAACAUACUACUCAGCCAAUUUGAAAUUUUCACAUUUUUCUGGGGGGGUAUGUUCCCAUACCCACCCCUCCCCUUUUCUCCCAGGGAGGUGAUACCUGUGAUGUCUCACUCUUUGCCAGCAUAUCAACUUGAGAGCUUUAAUGAAAAUACUGUCCAGUUCUCUUUGUUACAGAGUCAGUAUUAUCAGCUGCAUUGUGGGUAAGGUGAAUCAUUCUUUCUUUUUUUGCAGAAUUUUGUGUUAAUAUGACAUGUAAAGGAACUAAAUCAGGCACAGCCCAAAUGAUGAUACAGAUUAAUAUAACAGGAGAGAGAAAUUUGGUGUUGAAUCUCCGAAGGCUAAAAACAUGCAGAAAAGGUAUUUACCACUUUUUGUUGAACAUAGGUAAGUCCCAGGAAACUUGUUAUGCAUUUUUUUACAGUAGUUAUAACUCAUCUCAACAAACCACCAUGCACACACUCCCCCCUCCCCCUCCUCUCUCUAAAAAUGCAUGCAGUGCAUGUGUUGGGAAGCAAGAAGACAUUUAUAAAUAAUUUCUUGAUUAUUGUUAUCAUUUAAUCAUCACUAUUACAACUUUCAUUUGCAUGAGGCACAAUGUAAGAUUGGUUACUUACUUUUGGCAUUGAAAUCAUGUUGUUAUCACAAGCAACUGGCUAUGUUUCCAGUUUCAUGGUGUCUGUAGACUUAUUUUUACUGGCUCUAUCCUUGUGUUGGCAUUUACAUGACUCUCAAAGUUGGGUUACCAUGAGAAAUAAGGAAGGUUGUGUGUGACAACACUGUUAUUUUACAGUUAUUUUAUUUUUUGUUUUUUUAGUUGUCCAUACUACUGCUAUAGGGAAACCAACUGUUGCUCAAAUACCAAAUGGUAAUUAUGUAUUUUUUAUUAAUUUUGCCAUAAAUUAUAUUAAUAAUGAUUAUCAUUAUGAUAUUUAUUUUUAAUGGUAAAAAGCAAGAAUUAUUAUUUUGAUGCAUCACUUUUAGCAAUGUUUGUUUUCAGGUUAAGUGUGAGAAGACAAGUUUAGCUGAAUCUAUUACAUUCCCAUAGAUGUUGCUACUGUAUGUUCCUAUCAAUUGUGAUUAAAUAUUGGGCUAAGGGAAAGUAAAAUUAGUUUAAGUUAAUGGGGAGUUUGAGUUACAAUCUAUCCCUUGAAUCAAAUGUUUAAGUCACAAUAGUAAAGGAAAUGAUCAGCAACUAAAAAAGCUCUUGAUGGUUUUACAAAUUCUCCUCAUUAAAACCCAGCAAAUGUAAAGAGAACAGUAUGGAGAAUUUGCAUAAUGAUGUUAGGGUGUAAAGGGUUAAGUGAAUUCAAGGUAGCUGAUAAUAAAUGACUGGAAAAUGUGCCAAAUCCAAGGGAAAUCAGAUUCUGUUUGAGUUAGCAGGGUUCUAAUGUAGUUCAACAACAACAGUCUAAUUCAAAACCAGAUUUGAAUUUUGUAUUUGCUUUGAUCUUUGUAAGAUGUAUGAUGCAUUUACUUGGCAAGCCUCAAACUAGAGUUUGUGGUUAUGUAUAGAGAUAUUCCUAAAUGAAAACUGAAGUUCUCAUCAGAACUAUUUCAGUUUUGGAAAAUAUUAGUUUUUUUAUUCAUUUUAGUUAUCUUUAAAAGAUUUUCAAGGUUAAAUGUCUGGAAUCUAAACAAAUAAAUCAUUUUAAUUGUUUGAUAAUAAAAUGCAAUCAAUCUUAGUCAAAAUUAUCAUAAUAAUUGUUGGGGAUUCAAAGAAAACAAUGCCAUCUCUUUCCACCUCUCAAAAAAUGUUUUUUUUUUUCCUGACCACUGGGAAAUAUUUAUCAAAUGAAUAUUUUCAGAUCACACUGAAGCAAAUCCUCCAAUGGAUAAAACCACAGUCUUCUACAUUGCAGUCGGAGUUGCUUGUAGCAUUAUUCUUGUUAUUGCCCUUGCUGUGGCUGCAAUUCAUGUCCAUUCAAUGCCAAGUCCGAACAAAGAUGGGUAAGAACCAUUUGAAUCACACUUUUUAGUUGUUUAAUGAAUAACCACUUGUGUGGUAUUGGCAGUUCACCAAUGCAAGGAACCCCCAUAAAGUAGUUUCCCCACACAGGGUUGUCACUAGAAGGCAACAGGCAGUGGAAACCCAUUGGCUGUCAGACCAUUUUGCAUUGGUGAUUAAAGAGACCCAAUAAGUAUUCUUUUAGGGAUUUUAACAUCAAUGUCUGAUGAAAAAAAAGUUACUCACACAUGUCCCCAAAUGCUGGAAAUCAUGUCUCAGAUAGUUUCAAAUUUCAAUUAUUUCUGGAGGAGCAUGCCAGACCCCUCCAGAAGGGUGUGUUGCAGAAAUGCAUCCCAUGGUUGCAGUGCAAGCAUAAUUCAAUUUCACCACCUACUCAAUGUAGAUCAUACAUCUAAUACAUUUUCUGAUGACAACUCUGCUCUCCAUCAGGAAGUAACCAAAUGAGAAUGUUGUUAGAAUGUACUUGCACUGAAAAUUUACUUGUACAUGCACAGUGAUACAGACAACCCAGGAAGGCAGCAGGAAAGUGUGUCCAAAACUCCUCUCAUUGCUGCUGUUGGCAAACCAAAACAAGAAACAAGCAGUCCAGGUACUCAACAUGAUCUUUAUGUUAUUUUUCCUCAGAACAUCUUCAGACAAAAUGAUACCUUGUAUGGGAGAAUUGAUAAGUGUUGUGUUUUUAGAAGCCAUUGUCAACCUUCUCUAUCAAAUUAGCUACUGUCAGCUGUAGACUGAAAUUAUCUAGCCUUUUAAUUCCCAAGAUGUCUUGGUAAAUUCUCCCCUUUAGCUGUUACAUAUUUCCUUGUAAAUUAUUCAGGGGAAUUUGGUAUUAGAAUCAAGGUAAUAAUUUCUACCUGAUAAGUUUGUGUUUUCUCAUUACCUGUUUGCUGGAUAAAGUAUGGAUAUUAUAGGGAGAGGUUUCACGUCAAGCACUUCUGGAAGUUAAAUGUUUACAGAGCCUGUUAAAUGUGUGGAUUUGAGCAAUCUCCUUAAACAAAUAUACUCACUAUAAAUUUUUAAUACACUGUUUGCAAACUCAAAUCUAGCAAAAUACAUGUGUGGAAUCAACAGUUCAUACCUUUGAACUUUUGACAGCUUUUGAAAAUGAAGGAAUUAUCAAUGAUAAUAACUAUUUUAGCACUCAAUUGAAAAUUGCUCUUUAUUUAAUUUUUUUUUUUUUUUGGAGCCCACUACAAAUUCAAAACUUCUUUUUCUUUCUUUCCUUCUUGCACCAACUGUAGAUGGAAAUAACAGUCCUCAAAAUGUGCCCAUACCUGUUACCAUAAAUACCAACCAGAUCCCUGUUUUAACAGCAAAUGUUGUAACCGCUAGCAUACCUGUGGUGACAAAUCAUAUUCCAAAUGGUGGUGUGCAUGUGCCCCAUGUAAGGCCUAGACUUCCAGGUGGGUUCCCUGUAAGGGACAGUACAAUCAGUAUUACCCCCAGUGAUGGAAUUUAUGGUGGAGGGGGGCUGCAAUCAACGCAGAAGGGGAAAUAUGGAAACAGAGACAUGAAGGCCGAGUUAAAAGACCUGGAGGUGGAUAUGGACAGGAUUACCCUGGGAGAUUUGCUAGAAGAAGGUGAGGAAUACUUGUCUAUUAGGCUUUCAGAGGGAAGCAUUCUUCUUGAACAGAGAGAAAAACAUCAUCAGAAAAUGAGCUUUUGUUAGGAUCGACUGUCCCUCUUACUUUUUCCUCUGUUGGUUAUCCGUUUAAUUUAGAUCACAGAUGACGUAAACUUGUGGUAAGAACCAAAAAGUGACACACGAGUCGCAUCCGAGUGUGUCUCUAAUAUUCUCACCAAAUUUAAUGUCUUCUGUGAUCUAUUACGUACAGAACCUCGGCAGGAUGGAAUCUACAUGGUUUCUGAAAAAAAAGAAAAAAAAAAAAAAAGGUGUUAAUAGAGACGUCAUUUGUGCGUCUGUCCUCCAAUAGAUCAUAAGUAACAACCAAUCAAAAUGCGCGUGUAAUUCAGUUUAUUAUAUAUAAUCUUAUUUUCAUUAUAGGGACAUUUGCUCGCAUAUAUAAUGGCGUUUUAACUGGGCCCGGAGAAGCACAACAGCAAAGCGUUCUGGUGAAAACUGUGUCUGGAAUGGCAUCGGAAGACCAAAUCAACCUCUUACUUAUAGAAAGUUCAAUGCUAAAGGACCUUACUCAUAAAAAUCUUCUUCCUGUUAUGGCGGUGUGCCUUGAAGAUGAAAAACAACCCUUGAUAAUGUUUCCGUUCAUGAACAGAGGGAAUCUUAAACUGUAUAUUAAGAAAUCCAGAUCUCCUGAAGGCGGCUCAAAGGUAAGUUCUGCCAUGUUUGUGUCACGCCGGUACCUCUUGGUCACACAAGUGUAACGCCAUGAGAAAGGAGUUAAGUAGCGUUUGUUGUCAUGCCUUAGUAAACCUUAAUCUUGAUUGGCCAUAGAUCUGUAACGUUGUAAAAAAAUCUUUAUUAAAUCCUCAAGGCCUGAUUGUUAUUUCUCCCCUCAACCUGAGACACAUUUUCUUGUAAAAUAGUAAAAUAAUUUUUGUUAAAUGACAACUUCAAGUUCUGGUAUUGUUACCAGUUAGCUCUUGGAUAUUUUGGGACACAUUUGCAAUAAAAUAGUUUUGAUAAUAUAAAGUUUUUAAAAUAUGCCCAGGAGCUAAACUAUGAUAGAAAAGAUUCCCUUUUAGUUAAUCGAAUAUCGUUGCAUACUGUUCAUGCUAAAUCAAAAUACAUGCUGUAUCCGGUUAGUUGACAUAUGCAAAUGUCUAAUGUUUCGUUGAAAACACGAUCCAUUCAUUCUUUUGAGUCAUUUAAUACUCUAUGAAAUACUUUAUUAAAUGCUAUAGUCGCUGACAACCGCUGACCUGGUCCACGUCGGCAUACAAAUUGCUAAAGGACUACAAUACUUAGCAAGGCGACGAAUUAUUCACAAGGAUGUAGCUGCUAGGAACUGCGUGUAAGUAGAAAAUUUGCCAGUGCCUUUCUUAUGUGGGUAGCAUUCCGGGGGGAGGGUACCUCCUAGUACUAGGCCUAUGGGAUAUUCCACUGGAUGAUGUCGCAUUUUCACGACUGAAUUGACUAACAUGGGGUUGCAUUUUCAAUUGAGUCGCCAACAUGGGGUCGCACAUUCGGGGUUUUGGGGGAAAGAAAAUUCUGUUAGGGAGGGAUUAUAAAAUCAGAACCUUUUUGUUUAACUUCUUUCUCACCAGCUUUAACAUUAUGUGCACACAAUUUGAUGACGAUGAUAAUUGGCCACAGAAUAACCUAUUAUGGGGUGAUGGCUCUGAGUGGCCAGUGGCAAAUGCUAGCAAAAAUUGACCCAGGUAACCCGUCCCCAGGUAACAUUGCGCAGGAGGAGUUUUGAGCUCAAGUGAAUUUUCGUGGCGAGUGAAUGCCGUCUGUGGUCAUACUUAAACAAGAAUUCGCAUGAACGUGUUGAACAUUCAAGAGCGCGUUGCAUGACGAGACCAAACAGCGGCUGCGAAGAAGACUAAGGCCCAUCCUGCCUUUCAGACACUUUGCUUUGCCUAGCAAAUUUUUUGUUCCCAGGGCUAUUUUCGUUUUGGGUUGAAAUAUUUCGUGGAAAAUCUGCGAGGCGCCGAUGGAAAUCCAUACCACCCAGCUUAAAUGUUUUCUUUCCUAGAGUGAAUAAAUGGAAUGGAAACUUUGAAAAAACUUUGUGAUUUUGUUGUGUAAAGUCAAGCAGUUGUUAUCAUUUUUUUUUUUUUUUUUUACUUCAGUAUCGACGACGAUUUGAAUGUGAAAGUCACCGACUGUGCCCUAUCAAGAGACUUAUUCCCACAAGACUACUGUUGCCUAGGAGAUAACGAGAACAGACCAGUCAAAUGGAUGGCGGUGGAGAGCCUGGAAAAGUUAAGGUUUACAGUUGCAAGUGAUGUGGUAAGCUUUUCUUAUAACUUAUUAGCCACUGUAGUAUCGAUUUCAGUUUAGGAAAUUGAAAUGGAAAAUGUAGUUUUCCUUCAUAGGGCCAUAUUGGAAUUCCAUUUAGUACCCAUUUUCGACUAUGGUGACUAAAUGCAAGCUUGAAUGUCGGCUCGAUUUUGUGACCUAUUUUCUCUGGUGGACUUAAUCACCUCUCUGUUAUCGUAACGUGAUACGACGAACGAUUGCACCUUUUGGCCCAAUACUUAGAACGAAACAAAACAGAAAAUCGAGAAUUUGAGGGGACAUUUACUAGGGUGGCAAAGGGUUUUACGUGACGCGGGAUUAAGCCCAGAAUUCAUACGCGAUGCGCGAAUUUUACAGAAAGGCAAGGUGAGGUGAGGUUUGAAACUUUCCCUUUCAAAUUCUUGACGCUUGAAAGUACGUGUGACCGUGAAUUUUUCACAAAUUAUUGCGUGAAAUGGGUUCAGGACCCCCUCCCCCCCCACACACACACACCCUUUGCUACCCUCACUUACCAGCAGAAAGCGACAGCUACCUUGUCGGUGAAAAGAUAGGAUGAAGGUUAUCGUUUUAUUUAGUAUACGUAAGAGAAUAGGGCAGGAUUUUUAAAUUUUCUUUAAGCACUUUUGAGCUGGAGAAGCUAAAAUAGUUUCUGUCUUUUUUGUCUCUUUUUCUCUCUAUACACCCUCGUCCUUCAAAGUGGGCCUAUGGUGUUCUUCUGUGGGAAUUAAUGACUCUGGGACAACAGCCGUACGGGAAUAUCGACGCCUUCGAAAUGCUCAACUUCCUUAAACAAGGACACAGAAUUUCGCAGCCGGUGAAUUGCCCGGAUGAACUUUUCACAGUCAUCGCCUGUUGUUGGGCUUUGUCGGAAGAUGAACGGCCGAGUUUUGGGCAGCUAAUCGUGUGCUUGACAGACUUCUUGAACGCUUUGAGUAAUUUUGUAUGAGAGUUUCAAGUGUAUGGCAAAACGUUUUUCGGAUAAGAAUGGAUGACAUCCUGACCAAGUGUCGAGGCUUGGUACAAGCCACAGGAUCACCACAAGCAGCCCAAGCACUGUAUACGAGUAAAUCUGUAUUACACUGAUUUUGCGCAACAGAAGAGGAAAAAAAUAGGAUUUACAUGAGGAAAAUGGACGCAUUUAGAAAUCUAAAAAUGGUAGCGAUUGAACUUAAAGUUGUUUCAAUUGCGCGUUUCCUUUUUUAAUAUGGGUUGUAAGCGAUCUUCUAAUUCACCGCCCUUUCCUAUAUCUAUAAAAUCAUGACAAUGUCGACGUUUUCAGUUCUUCUGCUUUUUCUUAAAGAUACCCAUAUUGAUAGAAAAAAAUCGCAGGAACUAAAAACCGCUUUAAUUCCUCAGAUUCAACUUAAAACCGCAAAGGAGAAAAAUAAUCAUACGACCGAAGCUAGAUAAGCUAGAUUUUGGUGUAGCAAUCACUUUCCUGCUACGUUAUACAAUAUUAUACAGACGGACCCAUAUGUUAAAGCCGGGCCGCCAAUGUGUUCACGCGAAUUUUCAAGCCAAAAAGUGGUCCAUCACUGACCGUGGCUUUAGAGCGUCGAUGCUGAACGUGCGUCAAGAAUUGUGAAGAAUUUAUGUGACAUUUCGAGUACAAUGAAUGCUUGAACAAGCUCUUAUAUACCUGGCUUUCUCAGAUUUGGAGAAAGCUUUAUUAUGGCAAUCACAUUGCAGACGACUUCACCAAGGAACAUGAACAAUUUAUCGUUAGCAGUCUUUUUGUCGAGUAAAUCAAACCAAACUGAUUUCAAACACGAAAAAAGUUUGACUGUGAGAAAAGGUGUCAUCAGAGGACGAAGUCCAUUUGAGGCUUGCGUUUCAUUACUGUUUGUAGGUUGAGUCUAUGUUCGAGUGAAGAUAUUAACAUUGGACAUUCCACUGAGCGUGCGCAAAACCUUUCGGAGACCUUUAUUUUCCAAUUUAGUUCAGGUGGUCGAGUCCAUUUGC
This is a messenger RNA of Pocillopora meandrina, 10455 nucleotides long. The record is from the annotation of a GenBank genome assembly. NCBI's taxonomy places the organism in Eukaryota, Metazoa, Cnidaria, Anthozoa, Scleractinia, Pocilloporidae.